UGUGCUGAGGAAGCGCCUGUGGUUAUUGGAUGUUUGAAGUGCUAAAAUGUUUUAUUUUGUGUUUACUUGAAUAUAAGCGUUUUUGUAAUAACAACCUUAUUAAAAGUGGAAAGUGAAAAUGACUGAAAUGCCCCCUUAUCUAGCAGCAAAUGAUGAGGAGAAGAGCAGUGAGCAAACCGAUAGUGAUUCUUCGGAUUACGAAGAUGAUUUACCCAUUACAUUUAAUCAACCUAGACACACAGAGCCUAUUAUAGGACCUGAACGAGAGGAACACACUUGGAGAGCAAAAGAAAAGUAUAAAACACAUUGUGUUGCAUUGGUCCUCUGUCUAAAUGUUGGAGUGGACCCGCCCGAUGUCAUCAAGACGCAGCCGUGCGCCAGGAUUGAAUGCUGGACAGAUCCAAACUCAUUAUCACAAACCAAGGCUUUGGAGACCAUUGGACAUGCAUUGCAAUCACAGUACGAGAGAUGGCAGCCCCGUGCUCGCUACAAACAGUCGCUGGACCCAACGACUGAUGAUAUCAAAAAGUUGUGCUGCUCCCUUCGUCGCAACGCGAAAGAGGAGCGAGUGCUGUUCCACUACAACGGACACGGAGUGCCCAAACCCACUGCUCAAGGAGAAAUAUGGGUUUUCAACCGAGCGUACACGCAGUACAUCCCGCUGUCCAUGUUCGACCUGCAGACCUGGAUGGGGGCGCCCUCGCUCUACGUGUACGACUGCUCCAACGCGGGCACCAUCAUCAACAUGUUCCACAUGUUCGCCAAGCAGCACUACAGGGAGUACGAGAAAGAUUUAAAAGCGAAAGGCAGAGACGCCGUGGGGCCCCCCGUCUCGUACAAGAACUGCAUCCAGCUGGGCGCGUGCGCGGCCGGCCAGAGCCUGCCCAUGUCGCCCGAGCUGCCCGCAGACCUGUUCACGGCCUGCCUCACCACGCCCGUCAAGAUGGCCAUGAAGUGGUUCGUGCUGCGGAGCAGGCCGCGCGCCACACGGGCCGACCUCAUUGACCUCAUUGAUAAAAUCCCCGGGCAGGUGACCGACCGCCGCACAAUGCUGGGUGAGCUCAACUGGAUCUUCACGGCGAUCACGGACACGAUCGCCUGGACCUCCCUGCCCUCGGAGACCUUCCAGCAGCUGUUCCGUGCGGACCUGCUCACGGCCAGCCUGAGCCGCAACUUCCUGCUGGCGGACCGCGUGAUGCGCUCGUACAACUGCACGCCCGUGUCGAGCCCGGCGCUGCCCUCGCUCGCCCGCCACCCGCUGUGGGCCGCGUGGGAGCACACUCUGGAGCUGUCGCUGGCGCAGCUGCCGUCGCUGGUGACGGAGCGGCCGCAGCCCUACGUGCCCUCCACGUUCUUCAGGGACCAGCUCACCGCCUUCCAGUUGUGGCUCGAGCUGGGCGAAUGGUCGGCGGCGCGCGGGUCCCCGGAGCAGCUGCCCAUGGUGCUGCAGGUGCUGCUCAGCACGCUCCACCGGCUGCGCGCGCUGCAGAUCCUGUGCCGGUUCCUGGCGCUGGGCCCGUGGGCCGUGCGCGCCGUGCUGGACGUGGGCAUCUUCCCCUACAUGCUCAAGCUGCUGCAGGCCUCCGCGCCCGACCUGCGCCCCGCCAUGCUCUACAUCUGGGCGCACAUCAUCGCCGAGGAUCCGAGUUGCCAAGUGGAGCUGGUGAACGCCAAGGAGCACAAAUACUUUCUCGCAAUUCUGCAGGACUCCACUGUUGACCGCGCGCACCGCACACUGGCUGCCUUCGUGUUGGCGGGCAUCGUGGACAACUACCCGCCGGGCCAGGAGGCCGCUCUGCAGUGCUCCAUGAUAUCGGCGUGCCUGGAGCAGGUGAGCGGCGAGGAGGCGGGCGCGGGCGCGGGGGACGCGCUGCAGCAGUGGGCGUGCAUCGCGCUGGGCCGCGGCUGGUGCGGCUGCGAGGCGGCGCGGGGCGCGGGCGCGCGCGACCUGGCGCACGAGAAGCUGGCCGCGCUGCUGGCAGCCGCCGCGCCGCCCGCGCGCGCCGCCGUGGCCUUCGCGCUGGGCUGCUUGCUGCGGGCCGCGCCCGCCGCGCGCUCCGACCACGCCAACGCGCUGGACCACCAGGUGGCCGUGCUGCUGGCGGCCCGCCUGGCGCGGGACGCCUCGCCGCUCGUGCGCGCCGAGAUCCUGGCCGCGUUGCAGUGGGUGGUGCUGACGUUUGAACAACACUUCAUUGCAGUGUACCUGCAGCAGAGGCUGAGGCGGAGCGACAGAGAGGGCCAGCGCGGCGGCGCCGGCGUGGACCCCGGCCAGGAGGCGCUGGUGGGCGUGCGCGGCGUGCGGACCUGGUCGCCGGCGCAGCACACGCUGUCGCUGCCCGCCAUCGGGUUCGGGUCGGUGUACAUGAAGCUGUGGAGCACGCUGAGCGCCAUGUGCCGCGAGCCGCACCCCACGCUCGCCCAGAUGGCCAACGACAUCUGCUCGUACAUCGCCAACCAGGUGGACAGCGUGGGCCGCGACCUGGAGCGCCACAGCAGCAGCGGCUCCAGCUCGCUGCCGCCGUCACCCAACACGCGCCCCGCGCCGCACACCAUGCCGCACCACGGUCAUCGGCGCGGCAAGUCCGGUCUGCCUCACACCAUCUCACAGGACUCUGUGCCAAUCAGGGACAGAGACUCCACUUCUUCCACCUCCAGUCAGAGUUCAAAGAAGCCGAUAGUGACGACGCAGUACGUGGAGUGGGCCGCUGCGCAGUUCACGCGCGGGGACUCGGACGCGAGCGUGGUGGCGGGGCUGGCGGGGGGGGGCGGGGCCGCCGUCGACUGCGAGAGCCGCGCGCACCACGAGCGGGUGUGGCGCCGCGCCAGGAACUCCAGUAUCAGGCGGGAAGCGCGAGCGCUCCGCACGAGCCGCGCGGCGCGUGUCGAGACGCAGGCCUUCCACUCGCGCUGCCCGCUGCCGCCCGCCGUGGUGCUGUUCCACCCCUACGAGCAGCACGCCGCCGUCGCCUCCAAGGACAACUUCGGUAUAUGGGACUGGGGCACCGCGGCCAAGCUGUGCGUGGGCACGUGGCGCCGCACGUGGGGUCGCAUCACCUCGCUGGCGUACCUCAACGCACACGAUCGGGCCCUGCUCGCCGUCGCCUCGCACCAGGGCAACCUGGCCGUCUACAGACCAAACGGCAGCAGCACUGAGCCGCAGCUGGUGUCCGCGUGGCGUGCGCUGGACGUGCGGCCCGCGCCCGAGUACCGGCCGCCCUCGGCGCAGCCGCUCUACAGUUUGGCGCAGCUGGUCUCGGAGCAGUUCAGCUCGGCAGAGGAGCGGCUGACGACCCGCAGCUCGCGACCAGACUUGAUCCCCGGCGCGGGCUGGUCGCCGCCGCCGCCCGGCACGCUGCUCCGCUGGUGCGCGCGCCGCGCCACGCUCACUCUGGCCGGCGCCGCCGCCGCGCUGCGCGUGUGGGACGCCACCACCGAGCUGCUGCGCGCCGACAUCCCCACCCAGUGCGAGGCGGCGGCCACGGCGCUGUGGCGCGGCGGUGACCGGCUGGCGGCCGGGUUCGCGGACGGCAGCGUGCGAGGCUGGGACGAGCGCGCGCCGCCCGCGCCCGCCUUCACGCUGCGCGACCACUCCGCGCCCGUGCUGUGCGCCGCGCGCCGCGACGACUUGCGCCUGCUGCUCACCGGCUGCACGGAGGGUGUGGUGCGCAUCUACGACACGCGCAAGAUGGCGGCCGUGGUGACGCUCCGUGCGCCGGGCCCGCUGGCCGCGCUCGACAUGCACCCGCGCGCGCACCUCGUGGCCUGCGGCUCGGUGAACCAGUGCAUCAGCAUCUACGACCUGAAGGGCUCGCACCUUAACACCAUCAAGUUCCACGAAGGCUUCAUGGGGUCGCGCAUCGGGCCCGUCUCCUGCCUCACAUUUCAUCCGCUCAGAUGCGCGCUCGGCGUGGGCUCCAAGGACUCGACCGUGUCGGUGUACGUGUCGGAGGCGCGCCGGUGACCCUCGCUGUACGCGCACCUCCCGUUCGCGUGCUGACUGGCCUCACACAACACACACAUAACACACACAACACACACAACACACGCGACACACCACAUCUAUUGCCGUUCUGAAUUGACUGACGCAGGCUUUUUACUGCCGCAACAGCACAUGUUAUGACACACUGUUGUGUGCUCUGAUGCGAAAUACACAAAUGAAUUCCAUUUUUAUGCUGCAGAAAAGGUUGGUUCGUGCAACAUUACAAAUAAAAUUAGUAAAUGUUAUGAAAAAAAUAUUGAAAAAAUAUUUGCAUUUACAUUUUUAUGAGUGACUGUACAUCCCUCGGUGACCUUAUCAGUCGUGUACUAUACAUUGUUAUAUGUAGAACAGAGGGGGGUGCGGAUGAUCGCACUGUAUAUAACUAAUAUUUCAUUCAAAAAUGUAUUCCUUUAUUUAUUUUUGUUGCAAAUCAUGAUACGUUGACUAUAAAAUUGUAUGUUACUAUAGUUUUAAAUUUAUAAGUAAGAAGUAUGUACAACAUCUACUUAAAAAGCUGUUAAAUGUAAUUUUAUAAUAGGAUAUAUUAUACGCAAAGUAAGUGCCAGUAGAAUCGGAACACAUUUGAAGCUGUGACUAUCGGAAAUACAAGUCUCCCCACCGAUCACAUUUUGUGCCAUUUAUUACUUUUUCCUAUUUGUGGUCACUUGAUAAACUGUUUGUUGCCGUAACAAUAAAUUUAAUACGAUCUAGAUAUGACCAAUAUUUGAAUUAUCAGUGACAUUUAAAUAAUUGCAAUAGUAAUACAUUUGUAGAUAUAAACGACAAAUAAUCUGAGACUGAUCUUGGGGUCUAGUGUUCAAUAAUGUACCUAAUGUUAUGUGUUAAUGUAAGUUAAAUAUUGAUAGCAUGGAUUGGCAUGAAGCGGCAAUCCGCACUGUAACAUACAUAUUUCCUACAAGCUAUUAAAUAAAAAUUGCAAUCGAUAUUGUAUAGAGUGGUACUUAAUGUAUGAUUUAAUAAGGCCCUAGACUUGAUAUAUGUCAGGCUGUACUAUUGUGUAACUGAGGCAAAACCCGCACCGAAAUAUUUUCUUAUGUAUACAUAAGUAUCUUGUAUUACACAAAUAAAAUUUAGAAAGCAAAAUUUUAUUUCAGGUCGUGGCUUCAUCUACUGAGAGUUGAACAAAUCAUACAAGAUUUUAUGACGAUACGUCACUCGAACGGUUAGCUCAGUUGGUUAGAGCACUGGCACGGAACGCCAGGGGUCGUGAGUUCGAGUCACGCAUAGUUCAAAAAAUUUUGUUUUUCAAAUUUUAUUUGUGUAUUAAUCCUAGAAGUGAGGGUUAUCACUUUAAAAACAACAAAAUGUUGUAAUAACCAAACGACAAUCCUGAUGGACUGUCUCAAUGUUUCAAAUGCUUCAAGCUUGCGCGAAGAACUCAUAUUGUAUACAAACAGUACAAUCACAAAACUUAGAAGACUACUAUAUAUAAUGCAACUCUUCUUUUUCUUAUGUAAUAAGAUUUUGUAAUUUUUCCACUUAAUUUUAGAUGAUGGAGUGUAGAUCCUCUCGGAAGGAGUGUUACCAUAAUUAUUUAAGCGUUUUGAGUAAAUAAAAGAGAGGGGCUAGUCUCACUCACCAAAGUGUUCAUUGGGUGCUACCGCCUAGGUUAACGUUAUUACUGUUAGCUGGAGCACUGUCACCAUGAAGUAGGAACACACCACAUACCGACAACUACCACUAUCUUAUAGUAAGAUAUUAUCUAUUAUAAUAUGUUAGACAUGCUGUUUUAUUGUAAAUUAAGGCUGGCUGCAUCAUAUUAGCUGUUAUAUUUAAGGUUAAAGUAACAUUUAACGCUGACUUUAACAUAGACUGCGGAAUGUGUUGCACCAUCGUUUUCCUUGGCAUGGUUAAAGUUAAAAAGUGAAAUAUCAAGUCUAUAGAAUAUUUAUUUAAAACUUUUGACAGGUCGCUAUUUAAUAUUAACAAUAGCUUUAACCGGCGAAGAUUGAAAGGUUACGGUGAUAACAGUUAAAGUUAUGACGUCAUCUAAAUAUUGUCAAAUGGUGCAACACAUUUUUGCUUAACCGGUACUAUAACAUGUUUUAAUUGGCUAAAGUUAGUUGAUGCAACCCACCAUAAGUGUAGAGCGAGUAUCUAUAUAUUUAGAUUCAGCAGCCCUUAGCGCACCGUGACAACGAAACAAACUAACUCGCGACCACACAACUAAAUACGUAAUAGGCCUCUCGUUCAUUAAUUAUUUGCAGGAAAUAUAUCCAUGAAAAUGGACAGACCAGGGGAGAUGGAAACUGAAGAUUAAUAAAAAGUGUUCUAAUCGAAGAUUUUUGUUUGUAAAUGAUCAAAUUUUUUAUUAUAAAUGUAAUUCUUCAUCGGAUUGAAUGGAAGUUGUCAAAUUUUAAAUUGAUCGCGUCAAAUUCAAGUUGACAUUUUGAUGCUCCGAGUUUAUUAAAAAGUUCCUACAAGUCAACCGAUUAGUUAUUAGAUAUGCCAUUAUUAUUGUGUUCCAGUUUGUUAGGUGUAUACUAACAACUUGACGACCUAAUAAUCUUAAUUUUACGUGCUGCUUUCAAAGUUUUAGUAAAUAUCGUACCUUUUAGGUAGGUGCGGGUAAUAAGGCUUAUCUAAGGGAGAUUUGAAAUAUAAUACAAACUAUUUAAGUACCUGAAUCAACAAAUUUUAAUGUAACAACUAUUAAAUAUAAAAAAUGGCAACUUCUGCCGGAUAAAAAAUAAAAUUUAACAUUUUUAAAACCUUGUCACUAGGCCUUAUUAAACUAUAGUAAGAUAAUUAGGCCUCAGACUUUAACGUCAUAAAUAAUCAAAAAAGGCUCUUUAAGUUUGGUAGUUGAGUUCAAUAAAUAUUAAUUUUUCAUUAAUUAUGGUAGUCUUAAAAAUAAUAACAGAUUCCUUAAUUUAACAGCCACAAUAAUUAUCUGUAUCAUCCGCUGACAAACAAACGCAUUCCUCGUGACCACAACCACUUGCCGCAUUUAAAGAUUGCCUCAUAUCGGCGGCAGCCAUCUUGUCCUCCUCACAACCAGUAUUACCAUGACAGUAUCACCUCGCCUGGUUUUCUUUAGAAUCUAUGCGGUUACCUUUGCAAAAACAUGAGUGUAUUAAGACCUACGGUUGAAUUUGGUAGGCUUUAAAAACCAUCGACAAAGUUUGUUAAAAUAAACUAAAAACAUUAUUAUUUAAUCCAUAAUACAAAUAAAACCGUUUAAACAUAAUUCAAACAUAAAAUAAUACAAAACUAAAGUGCAAAAUUAUGAAUAUAAGUGUAAUACUACAAAAAAUACUUGACUUAUUCGGACGAUUUUUUAUUAUUCGAGCUGUCAAACCGCACACACUCACAACGCAUGACGCCGCUCUGGUCACGCGACAGGCUUGAAGCGCCAUCUUUGAAUGUGAAUAUGCUACUUAUGAGUGCGACUACGAGCGGCUACGGUCAUUUUAAAUUGUAUUUUUGUUACUUAGGCCUUACUAGCCGCACCUACCAGAUUUUUGAGGUAGGAGACAAAUUAUUUGUUGAUUAUUGAAAAAAACUGAUGUAAGCAUAAUAUAAGGGCUACUAUAUCAUUUCUGUGAAGUCAUAGUAUAGUUAGCAUCUUGUAUACAGAACAAUGUUGAUUAGACAGGAUUGGCUCCUAGCUAGUGAACAAAGUUUGUGUAGGUGAGCGAUGACUCCUAUGUUAGGGUAACAUUGCUUGUACACAUAAACGAAAACAUUUUACAUAAUAAAGUUAUUGUUGUUUAAAUAAAACAAAGAA
Leptidea sinapis is the source of this 7733-nucleotide messenger RNA. It is a transcript of the gene raptor, whose product is annotated as regulatory-associated protein of mTOR. Lineage: Eukaryota; Metazoa; Arthropoda; Insecta; Lepidoptera; Pieridae. Gene Ontology annotation, biological process: positive regulation of cell growth; cellular response to amino acid stimulus; TORC1 signaling. Gene Ontology annotation, molecular function: protein binding; protein-macromolecule adaptor activity. The transcript has 27 exons. The record is from RefSeq and is a predicted model, not a curated record. The coding region runs from base 119 to 3964 and encodes 1281 amino acids. Gene Ontology annotation, cellular component: cytoplasm; TORC1 complex.